Indicator indicator is the source of this 900-nucleotide messenger RNA. Its product is annotated as estradiol 17-beta-dehydrogenase 11-like. Bases 1 to 900 code for a protein of 299 amino acids. Gene Ontology annotation, cellular component: lipid droplet. The record is from RefSeq and is a predicted model, not a curated record. Gene Ontology annotation, molecular function: oxidoreductase activity, acting on the CH-OH group of donors, NAD or NADP as acceptor. NCBI's taxonomy places the organism in Eukaryota, Metazoa, Chordata, Aves, Piciformes, Indicatoridae. The transcript has 7 exons.
AUGAGGCCGGUGCUGGACCUGCUGCUCUUCCUGGCCACGCUGCUCUACUCCUACCUGGAGGCGCUGCUGAAGCUCUUCGUGCCCGUGCGCAAGAAGUCGAUCAGCGGCGAGCUGGUGCUGGUGACGGGCGCCGGGCACGGCGUGGGCAGAGCCACUGCCUUCGAGUUCGCCAAGCAGCACAGCAGGUUGGUGCUGUGGGACAUCAACCAGCACGGCCUGGAGGAGACAGCAGCACAAUGCCAGAAACUGGGAGCCACUGUCCAGACCUUUGUGGUGGACUGCAGCAAGAGGGAGGAGAUCUACAGUGCUGCAGAGAAGGUGAAGAAGCAGAUUGGGGAUGUCUCCAUCCUGGUGAACAACGCUGGGGUGAUCACAGCUGCUGACCUGCUCUCCACUCAGGACCACCAGAUCCAGAGGAUGUUUGAAAUCAACAUUUUUGCUCACAUGUGGACCACCAGAGCCUUUCUGCCAGCCAUGAUGGACACCAACCACGGCCACAUUGUCACUGUGGCCUCAGCAGCAGGGCACUUGGUGACUCCUUUCAUGGUGGCUUAUUGCUCCACCAAGUUUGCUGCAGUUGGGUUUCACAAAGCCCUGACCGAGGAGCUGGCUGCCCUGGGGAAGGAUGGCAUCAAAACCACCUGCCUGUGCCCAGUCUUUAUCAACACUGGCUUUGUCAAAAACCCCAGCACCAGGCUGGGGAAGGUCCUGGAGGUUGAGGAAGUCAUUGAGGCCCUGAUGGAAGGAGUCCUGACCAACAAGAAGAUGGUUUUUGUUCCACCACAGCUAAGCUUUGCUUUGCUCUCUGAGAUGCUGCUUCCAGAACGUGCUGUGAAUCUUCUGAAGAAGCUGACUGAGGUCAAGUUUGAUGCAGUUGUUGGGCAGAGAAGCACCCAGUGA